CCCGAAGCCAGGCCGCGUCCGCCAUAGUGCCCGGCUCGGAGGUGUAGCCCGCGCUGGGUGAGACGCCCGAAGAAAAAAAAGAAGAAAGAAAGGGAAAAAAAAAAAAAAAAGGCUGGGGGCGGGGGGGGGGGUUUGUUGAACGGAACCAAACCAAAAAAAAAAAAAAAGAAGAAAGAGGAAAAGGAAGCGGCCCAGCCAGCGCGCAGCCCUGGCCGUUGCCCCCCGGCGGUUUCCGGGCCUAAUCUCGCGAUUCUGGGCCGAGAGGCGACGGAAGCGAAAGGCGAGCGCGGCGCGGAGCACACGGCGAGAGGAAGCGUCGGGGAGCCGCGGCGGCAGCCCCCCGGGUCUCCCCUCGGCCCCUCCUCCCCACUCCCGAGACACCCGGCCGCCGGCGGGCCCCGGGGUGGCGAGGAGGCGCUGCGAGGCCUAGCCGAGGCCUAGUACCCGCCGGCUUGGGGCUUGGCCGCGGCGGCGGGGGGAGGCGGAGCCGGAGCGGGGCAGCGGCCUGCGGGAAGGCCUCUCGUCCGCCGGCCGCGCGUUGUCGCCUGUCCUCGCCUCGCCGGGGUGGUGCGUCCGCGGCGGGGGCCCGGGCCCCGGGGCAGGCGACGCCGCUCGUCCGGAAGCCAGGAGGAGGCGAGAGGCCGCUGGUUGGACUCGGGGCCUCGGGCCCUUCUCGCCACCUGCUCCCGGGGGGCCGCCAUCCUCCCUCCCCGUCCGCGGAAGGAGAGAGACCCACCGGGAGGCGGCCGCGCUAUGGACCCCUGACCCCGCGGGGUCCCUCGGACUCGCCGCACGUGUGGACUGGCCGCGGCGACUGACUGCACCGGCCGGCCCCUUAGCAUGAGCGCGGGGGACCCCGCCGGGUGACGCCGCGCCGCCGGGCCGAGCCUCCAUUGACGUCCCCGCAGACACCUCUCCCCGCCCCCCAUGCUGCCGGUUCUCGUCCGCCUUCCUCCCCCCAUGAAGUGCCUGUUCUGAGUUUUCCGUGGUGGGGGGGGCGGGUGGGUCCGGGGGUGGGGGACUGUCGUGUGGAUUUACUGCUUUUUGCAGUGGUGGGUUUUUUUGCUCAUUGCUUUUUUUUUGGUGUGUGUGUGUGUGUUUGAUUUUUUGGGUUUUUUUUUUUUUUUUUUUUGAACGGACCCACCCCCCCACCCGUGCCUACCUCCAGCUUUGUGGUUUGGCGGGGUUUUUGUUGUUGUGCGGGUGCAGGGGUGGUGGGUUUCUAUCCGAGGGAAGCUGAGGCCUCCGGUGUCUUCCGGCGUGAUUUUUUUUUCUUUUUUUUUUUUUUUAUUGUGUGUGUGUGUGUAUAUCUCUCCCCCCCCCCCUCUCUAUCGCUACAUGAUUUUUCCGCCCUUAAACGCGUUGAUAAAAUCAGACGUCUGUUGAGAGAGUGUCCACGUCUCCUCGCCGAACCUCGUAGGAAUCUGGGCACCAUGUCCUGUGUGCACUAUAAAUUUUCUUCCAAGCUCAACUAUGACACGGUCACUUUUGACGGGCUGCACAUCUCCCUGUGCGAUCUAAAGAAGCAGAUCAUGGGGAGAGAGAAGCUGAAGGCGGCCGACUGCGACCUGCAGAUCACCAACGCGCAGACGAAAGAAGAAUAUGUAGAUGAUAAUGCUCUCAUUCCUAAGAAUUCAUCUGUAAUUGUUAGAAGAAUCCCUAUUGGAGGUGUUAAGUCUACAAGCAAAACAUAUGUCAUAAGUCGAACUGAGCCAGUGAUGGGAACUUCAAAAUCAAUUGAUGACUCUUCUACAUCCAUAUCUCUGGCCCAGCUUACAAAGACUGCCAAUCUGGCUGAAGCCAAUGCUUCUGAAGAAGAUAAGAUUAAAGCAAUGAUGUCACAGUCUGGCCAUGAAUACGACCCGGUCAACUACAUGAAGAAACCCCUUGGCCCACCACCUCCAUCUUAUACCUGUUUCCGUUGUGGCAAACCUGGCCAUUAUAUUAAGAAUUGUCCAACAAAUGGGGAUAAGAACUUUGAAUCAGGUCCUAGGAUUAAAAAGAGCACUGGAAUCCCCAGAAGUUUUAUGAUGGAAGUGAAAGAUCCUAACAUGAAAGGUGCAAUGCUCACCAACACUGGGAAAUACGCAAUACCGACCAUAGACGCAGAAGCAUAUGCCAUAGGGAAGAAAGAAAAACCACCUUUCCUACCAGAAGAGCCGUCGUCGUCUUCAGAAGAAGAUGAUCCUAUCCCAGAUGAGUUGUUGUGUCUCAUCUGCAAAGACAUUAUGACUGACGCUGUUGUCAUUCCCUGCUGUGGAAACAGUUACUGUGAUGAAUGUAUAAGAACAGCACUCCUGGAGUCUGAUGAACAUACAUGCCCGACAUGUCAUCAAAAUGAUGUUUCACCCGAUGCUUUAAUCGCUAAUAAAUUCUUACGGCAGGCUGUUAAUAACUUCAAAAAUGAGACUGGAUAUACAAAAAGACUACGAAAACAGUUACCACCACCCCCACCACCAAUACCACCUCCAAGACCACUCAUUCAGCGGAACCUGCAACCACUGAUGAGAUCGCCAAUGUCAAGACAACAAGAUCCUCUAAUGAUACCAGUAACAUCCUCAUCAAACCACCCGGCUCCCUCUGUAUCUUCAUUAACUUCUAGCCAGUCUUCCUUGGCCCCUCCUGGGUCUGGAAACUCAUCUUCAACCCCAGCUCCGGUCCCUGACAUUACUGCAACUGUCUCCAUAUCUGUCCAUUCAGAAAAAUCAGACGGACCUUUUCGAGACAGCCAGAAAUUGAGACGAAGAGAGAGCGAGAGAGACACCUGCAGCCCUGCUUCACCACUCAUGAAGCUUUCCACCUGCAGGGAUUCUGACAACAAAAUGCUACCUGCUGCAGCCCUUGCAUCCGAACAUUCCAAGGGAGCCUCUUCAAUUGCAAUUUCUGCUCUUAUGGAAGAAAAGGGCUAUCAGGUGCCUGUACUUGGAACUCCAUCUUUGCUUGGACAGUCAUUAUUACAUGGGCAGUUGAUACCCACAACUGGGCCAGUAAGAAUCAGUGCUAGCCGUCCAGGUGGUGGCCGACCCGGUUGGGAACAUUCCAACAAGCUUGGCUAUAUAGUUUCUCCACCACAGCAAAUUAGAAGGGGAGAGAGGAGCUGCUACAGGAGUAUAAACCGUGGACGACACCACAGCGAACGAUCACAGAGAAGUCAAGGCCCGUCACUACCAGCAACACCUGUUUUUGUACCUGUUCCACCCCCUCCUCUGUACCCACCUCCUCCCCAUUCACUGCCUCUCCCUCCAGGGGUGCCUCCACCACAAUUUUCCCCUCAGUUUCCCCCUGGGCAGCCACCACCAGCUGGGUAUAGUGUCCCUCCUCCAGGGUUCCCUCCGACUCCAGCCAAUUUAUCAGCACCUUGGGUGUCAUCAGGAGCACAGACAGCUCAUUCAAAUGCCAUCCCAACAACGCAAGCACCACCUCUGUCCAGAGAAGAGUUCUAUAGAGAGCAGCGACGACUCAAAGAAGAGGAAAAGAAAAAGUCCAAGCUAGAUGAGUUUACAAAUGAUUUUGCUAAGGAAUUGAUGGAAUACAAAAAGAUUCAAAAGGAGCGUAGGCGCUCAUUUUCCAGGUCUAAGUCUCCUUAUAGUGGUUCGUCCUAUUCGCGAAGUUCAUAUUCUUAUUCUAAAUCAAGAUCUGGUUCAACACGCUCACGCUCUUAUUCCCGCUCGUUUAGCCGUUCGCAUUCACGGUCCUACUCGCGAUCGCCGCCGUACCCGAGGAGAGGCAGAGGCAAGAGUCGCAACUACCGCUCGAGGUCUAGAUCUCAUGGAUAUCAUCGGUCUAGGUCAAGGUCACCUCCAUACAGACGCUACCAUUCACGAUCAAGGUCCCCACAAGCAUUCAGGGGCCAGUCUCCCAGUAAACGAAAUGUGCCUCAAGGGGAAACGGAGCGUGAAUAUUUUAACAGAUACAGAGAAGUGCCACCCCCUUAUGACAUCAAAGCGUACUAUGGGAGGAGCGUUGACUUUAGAGACCCAUUUGAAAAAGAGCGUUACCGAGAAUGGGAGAGGAAAUACAGAGAAUGGUAUGAAAAAUACUACAAAGGCUAUGCUGCCGGAGCACAGCCUAGACCUUCAGCUAAUAGAGAGAACUUCUCUCCGGAGAGAUUUUUACCACUUAAUGUCAGGAAUUCUCCGUUCACAAGAGGCCGCAGAGAAGAUUAUUCCAGUGGACAGAGUCACAGAAGUCGGAACAUAGGUGGCAACUAUCCAGAAAAGCUUUCAACAAGAGACAGCCAUAACCAGAAAGACAAUACAAAGUCAAAAGAGAAGGAAAGUGACAAUGUUCCAGGAGACGGUAAAGGGAAUAAGCAUAAGAAACACAGAAAAAGAAGAAAAGGGGAAGAAAGUGAAAGUUUCCUGAAUCCAGAGUUACUGGAGCCCUCCAGAAAGUCACGAGAACAUACAGGCGGUGAUGAAAAUAAAGCAGACCCACUGUUUGUUCCUCCCAGCAGGGAUGAUGCCACACCUGUCAGAGACGAGCCAAUGGAUGCAGAGUCCAUCACUUUUAAAUCGGUUUCCGAAAAAGACAAGAGAGAGAAAGACAAGCCCAAAGCCAGAAGUGACAAGACCAAACGGAAAAGUGAUGGGUCUUCCACAUCCAAAAAGGACAGUGCUGUGAAACCUGCCAAAGGAGCCCAAGAGAAACUAGAUGGUGAGCGUGAAAAGUCCCCUCGAUCUGAACCUCCCCCUAAAAAAGCUAAAGAGGAGACUCCAAAGACCGACAAUGCUAAGUCGUCGUCUUCAUCUCAGAAGGAUGAGAAGGUCAUUGGGACCCCUCGCAAAGCUCACAGUAAGUCAACAAGAGAACACCAAGAGUCAAAACCAGUGAAAGAAGAGAAAGUGAAAAAGGACUACUCCAGAGAUAGCAAAUCUGAAAAGGCAAUAAGUAAGGAAGAGAAGACCAAGAAGCCCAGCGAGAAGAGUAAGCCACUUGACAGCAGGGGAGAAAAACGAAAAAGGAAAACUGAAGAAAAAGGUGCAGAGAAGGACUUGGACUCAUCGUCAACAAAACUGUUGAAGUUAGAGGCAGCUGAACUACUGAAACCAUCACCAAAGCGCAAAAUGGAACCUGACGUCGAGAAACUGGAUAGAACCCCUGAGAAAGAGAAAGCUUCAUCCACUGCCCCAGCCAAAAAAAUCAAACUUAACAGAGAGACUGGUAAAAAAAUUGGAAGUACAGAAAACGUAUCCAACACGAAAGAGCCCUCUGAAAAACUGGAGUCAACGUCUGGCAAAGUUAAACAAGAAAAAGUCAAAGGCAAGGUCAGGCGAAAGGUCACUGGAACUGAAGGAUCCAGCUCAACUCUCGUGGAUUACACCAGUACAAGCUCAACUGGAGGCAGUCCUGUGCGGAAAUCUGAAGAGAAAACAGACACUAAGCGAACUGUCAUUAAAACCCUGGAGGAGUAUAAUAAUGACAACACCACUCCCGCUGAAGAUGUUAUUAUUAUGAUUCAGGUUCCUCAGUCCAAAUGGGACAAAGAUGAUUUUGAAUCUGAAGAAGAAGAUGUUAAAGCUACACAGCCUGUCCCGAGUAUAGCAAAACCCGCCAGUGUCAUUAAAAGUGUCAGCAGCAAAACAGCAAACACGGCCAGGUACCCAGAGAAAGAAAGUGAGCCCUCAGAGAAGAUCCAGAAGCUCACCAAGGAAGUGGGCCAUGACACUGCACAGCAGGAAGUCAGAAGUUCCAAGAGCUCUGCGUCUAGUGAAAAGGGGAAAGCCGGGGCCAAAGACCGAGAUCAUUCAGUGCUAGAGAAGGGAAACCCCGACAAGAGGAAGAACAGCGCCCAGCCAGAGAGAGAGAGCACUGUGGACCGUUUGAGUGAACAAGGGAAUUACAAAGGUCUGUCUCAACCUUCCAAAGAGACGAGGACUUCAGAUAAGCAUGAUUCCACUCGGGGGUCUUCAAAUAAAGACAAGACUGAUUAUGACAACCGAGACUAUGUGAGCUCCAAACGUAGAGAUGAAAGGAGCGAAGUAACAAGAAGGAAAGAUUCUCCUUCUCGUAGUAAAGAUUCUGGACAGAAAACUAAAGCAAGGGAGGAGAGAGACUUGCCUAAAAAGGGAACAGGAGAUGCUAAGAAAAGUAACCCUAGCCCCUCGAGAGAGAAAAAGCCUCAUGAUCACAGCAAAGCAGCCACGUACGAUACCAAACACUCAAGUGAAGAGACAAAAUCUGUAGAUAAAAACUCUAAUAAGGACCGUGAGAAGCACUUGUUAGAGACGAGGAACAAUAAAGAGUCAAGUGGCAAUAAAUUGCCUCAUUUACCUAACCCACCAGACCCACAGAUGGAAAAAGAGCAAGUUACUGGGCAACCUGACAAAAACGCAACCAAGCCCAAACCCCAGUUAAGCCACUCUUCUCGACUUUCCUCAGACUUAACUAGAGAAACAGAUGAAGCUGCUUUUGAACCAGACUAUAACGAGAGUGACAGUGAAAGCAACGUAUCUGUAAAAGACGAAGACACUUCAGGAAAAGUUGCUAAGGAACUGAAAGAUAAAGUCAUGGAAAAAGCAAAAGAGGGCCUGGACACUGCAGCUGCCAGCCAGGUCGGCCUUACCAGGAGCCAGAGUCAAAGCAGCCCUAGUGUCAGUCCAAGUCGAAGUCACAGCCCUUCCGGAAGCCAGACUCGAAGUCACAGCAGCAGUGCCAGCUCUGCAGAAAGUCAGGACAGCAAGAAGAAGAAGAAAAAGAAGGAAAAGAAAAAGCACAAGAAACAUAAAAAACACAAGAAGCAUAAGAAACACGCAGGCACUGAAGUCGAAUUGGAAAAAAGCCAAAAACACAAACACAAGAAAAAGAAAUCAAAGAAAAACAAAGAGAAGGAGAAGGAGAAAGAUGACCAAAAAGUGAAAUCUGUCCCUGUGUAAAAGGACAGAUUCUAAACAUUGACUUAAUUACUAAGUCAUCUGUAUUAGAUUUUGUUAUAAUGUAAAGAGAUUCAAGCUUUGUAAAUAAUGAUAUGAAAGAUCCCCGUGCUGCACUUAAACUAUUGCUGCUUGAUUAUUUGAUUUUUACAUCAGAGCUUUAUAACACGAACUUUUGUACAGAAUUGUGAGUUGUGACCAUGUAACAUGAAAGGUUUUGCUAGGGCCUAUUAUUUUUAACCACCAUAAAUUAGUUGGGGUGGAGUUUACUGUACUGUGAAAUUUUCACAUUUAAAUUUUUUUUAAUUGCCUGGCAAAAGCUGAUAUCAGUUCUAAAAUAUCAGCAGAAUGAUUUGCUGAAUUCAUUACAACCCUGUUACGUCACUUUUUGAUUACAAUAAAAGUUUUCAGUAAACUUUUCAAA
Messenger RNA from Erinaceus europaeus (western European hedgehog), 7296 nucleotides. It is a transcript of the gene RBBP6, whose product is annotated as RB binding protein 6, ubiquitin ligase. Bases 1434 to 6875 code for a protein of 1813 amino acids. The transcript is spliced from 19 exons. Gene Ontology annotation, cellular component: nucleus. Gene Ontology annotation, molecular function: zinc ion binding; ubiquitin protein ligase activity; nucleic acid binding. NCBI's taxonomy places the organism in Eukaryota, Metazoa, Chordata, Mammalia, Eulipotyphla, Erinaceidae. Gene Ontology annotation, biological process: mRNA processing; ubiquitin-dependent protein catabolic process; protein ubiquitination. The record is from RefSeq and is a predicted model, not a curated record.